AUUGAAUAUGCAGAUGGUAGCAAGAGAAGGUACAUAGCCGAAGAAAUCGAGAAACUCGGAAAGGGCAACAUUUCUGCCGAAAUUUUCACAUACAAGGAGGUCUCUGCUGCAACUAACAACUUCAAACCCGAAUCUUUGAUAGGCGAAGGCGGAUUCGGGAGGGUUUACAAAGGCCACCUCAACAGCAAAAACAUCGAUGUUGCGGUGAAGCAGCUCGACAGAAACGGGUUCCAAGGGAACAAAGAAUUCCUCGUCGAAGUUCUCGUUUUGAGCCUUCUUCACCACCCUAAUCUUGUUAAUUUAGUUGGCUACUGUGCUGAAGGCACUCAAAGAGUUCUUGUUUAUGAGUACAUGCAAAAUGGUUCUUUGGAAGAUCACCUCUUAAAUUUAAGUCCGGAGAGGAAGCCUCUCGAUUGGAACACGAGGAUGAAAAUUGCCGAGGGGGCCGCGAGGGGGCUCGAAUACUUGCACGAGACGGCUAAUCCGCCGGUUAUUUAUCGCGAUUUCAAGGCGUCGAAUAUACUUUUGGAUGUGGAUUUCAAUCCGAGGCUAUCGGAUUUCGGGCUGGCCAAACUGGGGCCCGUCGGAGAAAAAACGCACAUUUCGACGAGGGUGAUGGGGACGUACGGGUAUUGUGCGCCGGAAUAUGCUUCCACCGGCCAGUUGAGCACGAAGUCGGAUGUGUACAGCUUUGGGGUGGUGUUUUUGGAGAUAAUCACGGGACGAAGAGUUAUCGACACUUCGAGGCCGAGCGAAGAGCAAAACUUGAUUACUUGGGCGGAGCCAUUGUUCAAAGACAAGAAGAAGUUCCAUCUAAUGGCAGAUCCAUUGAUGGAAGGGAACUACCCAGAGAAGGCACUCUAUCAAGCUCUGGCAAUAGCAGCUAUGUGCCUUCAAGAAGAAGCCACCACUCGACCGUUGAUAAGCGAUGUCGUUACCGCUUUGGAAUAUUUAUCCACCGGCAAAUGCCAAACCGAAGAAGAAGACGAAGACGACGAGAACGAAAACGAAAACGAAAACAAAAACGAAAACGAAAACAAAAACGAAGAAGAAUAAUAAUGUAUUUUUCUUCGGAUGUAUAAAAGAAUUUCUUUUUUUUUUUUAUUUAAAAAAAAUGAAAAUAGGAAAUGCUACUCGUUUCUCUCUCUUUGUCUCUCUUCUCUCGUUCGACGAAAAGUUUGAAUGUUUUUCUAAGACGAACUUGAUUUGUUUUUAAGGGUUUACUUUAUUAGAAUUUCUUUGUUACAUUAACAUAAAUUGAAUUAGAGAUUCUAAA
Messenger RNA from Erythranthe guttata (spotted monkey flower), 1276 nucleotides. Lineage: Eukaryota; Viridiplantae; Streptophyta; Magnoliopsida; Lamiales; Phrymaceae. The record is from RefSeq and is a predicted model, not a curated record.